Messenger RNA from Castor canadensis (American beaver), 1023 nucleotides. The record is from RefSeq and is a predicted model, not a curated record. NCBI's taxonomy places the organism in Eukaryota, Metazoa, Chordata, Mammalia, Rodentia, Castoridae.
AUGGGUCUGGGAGAAGUCAGUGAAGUCCGGCAGCACUGGCCGGUGGAAGAAGGCACGCCCACGGAGGUGCAGAAAUGUGGCUGGAGGGAGAGCGUCUGCAUGAGGGAUGAGCACAAGAGGCAGCGCUGGUGCUGGUGGUUCUCGCCGGUAUUCCUGACCAUCUGGGUGACUGAGAUCCGGAGGAUGCCUGGUGUGGGCAGCUGGCCUUGGCCUCCACUGAAGGUGAAGCUGGAUGAGGCUGCAGUGAAGGGGAGGACCCAUGGGCUGACUGGCAGCACGCAGAAAAUAGUGCUGCUGAGCUCCAAGCAGGGGCCCAGGGCCUCUCCUUACUACAAGGCCCAUUCUUACAGCUGCUGGGCCACUCCCACUGCAUCGAUUAGCAACAUGAGUCACAGCAGCAUGGCUGAAAAGGCAAUAAGGACCAUACUCUGGGGAGGUGAGCUCAAUCAGGAGAAGCGGACUUGCACCUUCAGACCCCAGGUGGAGAAGGAGAGCUGUAGGCUAUUGCUCAAUGUGAUUUGCUUGGGGGAGAAAGCCAAAGAGGAAGUGAACCGAGUGGAGAUUGUGAACCAGGAGGACAGGAAGGUGCAGCCUGUCACCAUUGCCUCCCUGAAGGCCUCCGUCCUGCCCAUGGUCACCAUGAUGGGAGUGGAGCUUUGUCCUCCAGUCACUUUUCAGCUCCGGGCUGGCUCAGGACCCGUGUUUCUCUGCGGCCAGGAGUGCUAUGAGACUUCGGACCCCUGGGAAGAAGAAGAGGAAGAAGAGUGUGAGGAGGAGGAAGACGACGAUGAUGAUGAUGACGAUGAUGAUGACGAUGACGAUGAUGCAGAGGUAUCUCUAGAGGAGACCCCUGCCAAACAAGUCAAAAGGCUGGUGCCCCAGAAGCAGACAAGUAUCGCUAAGAAAAAAAAGCUGGAUAAAGAAGAGGAGGCAGUAAGGUCCAGUCUUCCAGACAAGAGCCCUGGGAGAAAGGUCAGUAGUGAGCAGCAGAAGCUGACCCUGGGGAAAGAGGAUGGUCUCUAG